Molecule: messenger RNA, 4332 nt
Organism: Trematomus bernacchii (emerald rockcod)
Lineage: Eukaryota; Metazoa; Chordata; Actinopteri; Perciformes; Nototheniidae
Gene: enpep
Product: glutamyl aminopeptidase
Biological process (GO): proteolysis; peptide catabolic process
Cellular component (GO): cytoplasm
Molecular function (GO): peptide binding; metalloaminopeptidase activity; zinc ion binding
Source: RefSeq, a predicted model, not a curated record
UCAAUGUGUGAGAUUCUCUCCCCUGUCCGACAGAUUUACUCUCCUCACUUCUCUUCCUCUUUCUUCUCUCCCCCCUCGGCACUACACAGGGGCCAGCUUUAGAUCAGCUCACACAGCUAAUCUAUACUGUAAGAGCCAAAAGCUGCAGCUCUGACUUCAGGUCAGCUGUGGAGCCCAGUUUGAGUCCAGGGAAGUUUGGAAGUCACCAUGGUGGAGAGCAUGGACAUGGAGGAGCAGCACAAGCGUUACUGCAUCCGCGGUAAGCAUGUAGCCAUCAUCUGUGCCACGGUGGUGGUGUGCUCUUUGGUGGUGGGCCUCGGGGUAGGUCUUACCAGGUCGGACACCAACACUACUACUACUCCCUCCACACCAGCCCCCACACCAGCCCCCACACCAGAUCCACCUCCAGCUGGCAGAGGGCCCUGCUCGCCUUCGGCUGACUCCAAUGGAGACUGGAAGAACUUCCGUCUACCAAGCUACGUGAACCCGGUCCAUUAUGACCUGCACCUGGAGCCAGACCUGGAGGAGGACACCUACACGGGCACUGUGGACAUCCACCUGGAAGUCAGCAAGCCCACCCGCCACCUGUGGCUUCACAUCAGGGAGACGUUUGUCAGCGCCAUGCCCAGGCUGAGGGUGCAGAGUGGGCCGGCGGACCGGAGGGAGGUGGCUGUGAAGGGCUGCUUCGAGUACGUCACUCAGCAGUACGUGGUGGUGGAGGCCGCCGAGGAGCUGCCCACCACCGGCCCAGGAGAGGUGUACGUGCUCACUUUGGACUUCCAGGGCUUUCUCAACGGAUCUGUGGUGGGAUUCUACCGGGUCAUCUACAUCGAGGGUGGGGUCACCAAAAAGAUUGCUGCAACUGAUCAUGAACCAACAGAUGCCCGCAAGUCCUUUCCCUGCUUCGAUGAACCCAACAAGAAAGCCACCUACAAAAUCUCCAUCACUCAUGAUGAUAAGUAUGGAGCUCUGUCCAACAUGCCGCCUCAGGUAGGACUGAAGGCGCCCACUGAGCAACUGCCUGGCAAUAAACUGAAGACCUCCUUUGAGAAAUCUGUUCCAAUGAGUACUUAUUUGGUAUGUUUUGCUGUGCACCAGUUUGAUCAUUUGGAAAGAACUUCUGCCCAAGGAAUUCCUUUGAGAAUCUACGCCCAGCCAAGUCAGUUAAAAACUGCAGAGUAUGCAGCUGACACAACCAAGGUCAUCUUUGACUACUUUGAAGAAUAUUUCAACAUGAAUUACUCCAUCUCAAAGCUUGAUAAGAUAGCCAUCCCUGACUUUGGCACUGGUGCCAUGGAGAACUGGGGCCUGAUCACCUACCGGGAGACCAACCUCCUGUACGAUGCUAACCAGUCCUCGUCCUACAACAAGCAGCGAGUGGCCAGUGUCAUCGCCCAUGAGCUGGUCCACCAGUGGUUUGGGAACAUUGUGACCAUGGAUUGGUGGGAUGACCUCUGGCUGAAUGAGGGCUUUGCCAGUUUCUUUGAGUACGUUGGUGUGGAGAAAGCUGAACCAAGCUGGGGCAUGCGAGACAUCAUGAUCAUCAGUGAUGUGCUUCCUGUCAUGGUGGACGACGCCCUCCUGUCCUCUCACCCCAUCAUCGUGGACGUGUCGACCCCAGCAGAGAUCACUUCUGUGUUUGACGGCAUCUCAUACAGCAAGGGAGCGUCCAUUCUCAGGAUGUUGGAGGACUGGAUGGGUAAAGAGUUGUUCAGAGACGGAUGUCGAAAAUAUUUGAAAGACUACCACUUCCAGAACGCCAAAACAGCAAACUUCUGGGCAUCUCUGGCCAACGUGAGUGGGUUGCCGGUUGCAGACGUGAUGGAUACAUGGACCAAACAAAUGGGUUAUCCUGUGCUGGCUCUCACUGUCACAGAGGCAAACGCCAAACUGAGCCAGAAGAGAUUCCUCCUGAAUCCUGAAGCUGAUCCCAGCCAACCCCCUUCACCUCUGGAGUACAAGUGGACAAUUCCAGUCAAAUGGCACUCUGUGAAAAGCGACAAAAAUAUGUCGGUAAUAUUUGACAAGAGCAACACAGAGCUUCCCAUCAUGAACUACUCUCCCUCAGAGGACGGGCUGCUGAAGGUGAACAAUGAUCACAUUGGAUUCUACAGAGUUAACCACGACAACCUCAUGUGGAACGCUAUCAGUGAACAGCUUCUAAACAACCACCUGGAGUUAGAUGCAGCUGAUCGCACGAGCUACAUCGAUGAUGUUUUUGCUCUUGCAAGGGCGAAUGUUAUAGAUUAUGGUAAUGCCUUGAACCUGACAAAUUACCUGAAAAAUGAGACGGACUACAUCGUGUGGGAGCGUGUGUCCUCCUCCAUCGCAUAUGUCCGGGGCAUGCUGUCAGACAAACCGUUCUACCCAAAGUUCCAGCAACUGUUCCGAGACCACGUUAAAGCCAUCACAACACAACUGGGAUGGGAGGAUGUGGGAACACAGACUGAGAGGUUGCUGAGGGAGACUGUGCUCGGCAUCUCCUGUCAGAUGGGGGAUGAGGCGUCACUGAAUGAAGCCUCUCGCAUUUUUGACCAGUGGAUUAGUGGCAGUCUCAGCAGUGUAGCGGUGAACCUGAGGCUGUUGGUCUAUAGAUAUGGCAUGAAGAAAUCUGGUGACGCAGCGAAGUGGAACACAAUGUUCAAUAAGUACAAAGAGACUACUCUGGCUCAGGAGAAGGACAAGCUGCUGUAUGGACUGGCCUCUGUGGAGAACGUGGAACUCCUCUACAAGCUGCUGGAGGCCUCUAAAGAUGAGAACGUGGUCAGGAGUCAGGAUCUCUUCACUGUGGUGAGAUACGUGUCCCUCAACCCACUGGGGCAGGACAUGGCCUGGGAAUGGACCACGCUCAACUGGGACUACCUGGUCAACAGGUACACCAUCAAUGACAGGAACCUUGGUCGCCUUCUGGGUCAAAUCACCACCAGCUACAACACUGAGCUGCAGCUGUGGAAGAUGGAGCAUUUCUUCCUCAAAACACCGGAUGCUGGUGCCGGGGCGAUGCCCAGGCAGCAGGCGCUGGAGACAGUGAGGAACAACAUCGAGUGGAUCAGGACCAAUGAGGAAGAGAUCAGCGUGUGGCUGCAGAAUAACGCCCUCUAAAGCUGCACCAGUGUGAAACCCUGCAGGGAUAACUGUACAUACAUAUGGCCUUUACCAUUCACUGCACACAGGGCCAGGCUUGGUUAGGUUAGUGUUCUUUUGAAGGGCCACAAACAGGGCUGCUGAUCUGAAUUAACAUUGAAAAACUGAAAUCCAAACAGAUAUUCACUUUCUAACACAUUGGUGUCUUACACUUAUCUGAUUUCCAACAUUCCAAGUGUCCGUUCCCAAGUACCAUUUGGCUAAUUGCCGGACUUUAUAUUAUAUUUAAACUAUCUAAAACUUCCCCUUCACUGCUAUCAUCAAUAUUAAAGCAUUCUCAGGUCAGUUAGGUUGGGUUCUAAACAAGUAGAGAUCAUGUCUGUCCAAUGUUUACUGACUGAGUUUUAGAUACUAACGCUGUGAUGUAGUGAUUACUUUUUGUUCUAGUCCGACCCAGCAAGGUCUCCCUCAAGUUAAAGCCAAGAGGAUUUUCCCAUUGAAUUUCUGAAUAUUGCGUAAAAUCUUUGUGGCAAACAAACUUUUAUGAUGCAUGUUUUGUUCAGCAGGAUAAUCUCCACAUAUUAAAAACACUUUUAUAAAAGUUGAAGUGCAAAUGCAAACGCUAGAGAUAAAAAUUCUACAGAAUGCUAAAAACGAAAAACAUGACGGUCACAUGACUUCACAUCACCACUGCUAAGCUAAUGGCAGCUGAUGAUUGGCGUGAUGACGUUUAGAAGUCUCAUUUAGAACUUAAUAGCUACCGGCAUUUAUUUUGCACACAGAUGCUUGAAUAAUUCUCUAGUGGGGUAUCAUAGAACAAAACGUGAAGGUCACGUAAGUUUGUGUUCACCACAGAUCUUAUUCCAGGCAUCUAACUAAAAACACAUUCAUAAAAAGUUGAUUGUUAGGAGAGUGAGCCCUGAAGUGCUGACUCAUUCCUGUAACACUUUAUUACAGUUCAACAUCACCAGUGUUCUCCCAUCAUGUGGCCGCCCAGUUUUCCUUUAUUGCAGCCUUUUCCCUCUGUAGUUCUUUAUCCUUUUUGAUUUGUUCCUGAUCUUGUGGUCAUCACAUAGAGGAUGAUAAUACAGCCUUUUCUCUGCAGAGUGCAGCCAUGAUCUUCAGACCCACAUAUAAAAUAUGAUGAUGAAUUCUGCCUUAGUACACACCACACUACAUUUGUGUGUGUUUUUGUAUUUGUGAGCAGAAAUGGAGAUGAAGAGUUGAAUGAAUAAAUGUUUACUACAA